UAUAUUUAUUUCUACAUAUAUAAUUUAAAUUUAAGUUGUAUUAUUAAUAUAUAAUAUAUAUUUUUAAAAUGGGAAUAAAAUUGUCCAAUCAAGAAAAGAAGUUUGGAUUGUAAAUUGAGACACGGAGGACAGGAGGAGCGGGUAAGCUAGUCCAUCCCCAAAUUGCCAUAGCCCAUACGGCAGAGAAUAAUUGCCAUCGUUUCAACGACGCCCGCUUUCUGCUAACUUUGAUAUUCCGCAAUCCGCAUAGAGGAUCGUCAACACAUUUCUUCUGCUCGUAUACGCUACUACGAAAAACCCUCCAAAGUCCACGAUCAGUCACGCCACUUCUUCUGCUAGUCUACUACCAAAAACACCACUUUAUCAUAGAAACCACUGACAAUAACCUUCCUUUGCUAUGGCUGCUCACACCUCUAUUAUUACCUGGGGCUCAGGUGAAGAUGGCCAAUUAGGAAUCGGCAACAAUGAGGAGAAAGAAUGGGUCUGCGUUGUCGAUGCUCUUGAGCCCUACAAAAUCCGCUCUGUUGUCGCCGGAAGUCGCAACUCUCUUGCUAUUUGUGACGACGGCAAGCUGUUUACGUGGGGCUGGAAUCAGAGAGGGACACUCGGGCACCCACCUCUGACCAAGACUGAGAACAUUCCUAGCCAGGUUAACGCUCUUGCCAAUGUUAACAUUGUUCAGGCGGCGAUUGGUGGGUGGCAUUGCUUGGCCGUUGAUGAUCAAGGCCGUGCUUACGCCUGGGGUGGGAAUGAAUAUGGGCAAUGUGGUGAAGAACCUGAGCGGAAAGAUGACACUGGGAGACCACUGAGACGGGAUAUAGUGAUUCCUCAGCGCUGUGCAUCAAAGCUUGUUGUGCGCCAGGUAGCUGCUGGGGGUACUCACUCUGUGGUGCUUACGCGUGAAGGGCAUGUAUGGACUUGGGGUCAACCAUGGCCUCCUGGAGACAUAAAACAGAUAUCUGUCCCUUUGCGGGUACAAGGCCUUGAAAGGGUGAAGCUCAUUGCAGUGGGGGCAUUUCAUAAUUUAGCUCUUCAAGAAGAUGGAACUUUAUGGGCAUGGGGAAAUAAUGAAUAUGGACAACUUGGAACUGGUGAUACCCAGCCCAGAUCACAACCUAUUCCUGUCCAAGGGCUCUCUGGUCUCACUUUGGUUGAUAUUGCUGCUGGUGGAUGGCAUUCUACUGCACAAACUGAUGAUGGAGAGGUGUAUGGUUGGGGCAGAGGGGAACAUGGGAGACUUGGAUUCGGAGAUAAUGACAAGAGCAGCAAAAUGGUUCCUCAAAGGGUUCAUCUUCUAGCUGGGGAACACAUUGUUCAGGUAUCCUGCGGUGGGACUCAUUCAGUUGCAUUGACACUUGAUGGACGAAUGUUUUCAUUUGGUCGAGGUGACCACGGACGACUUGGAUAUGGGAGGAAGGUGACAACUGGUCAACCAAUGGAAGUGCCAAUUGACAUCCCACCUCCCAGAAAUCUUGGUGGCAAUGAAGCUGAGGGACACUGGAUUGCUAAACUUGUUGCUUGUGGGGGACGGCAUACUCUAGCAAUAGUAGAGUGGCAGCAGACUAAUGGAUCAAACUAGUUAUAAAAUAAUGUUAUCUUAAUCUCUGAUUAUGUAUAAUUAGAAAAUUCAAGGUGAACUCUCAAAAACAUUAAUAAACAGAAGAAUUUGACAGAUUUAUGGAUGGGCAGCUCAGAUGUUUUCACA
Hevea brasiliensis (rubber tree) is the source of this 1705-nucleotide messenger RNA. RefSeq names its product ultraviolet-B receptor UVR8. Gene Ontology annotation, cellular component: cytoplasm. The transcript is spliced from 11 exons. NCBI's taxonomy places the organism in Eukaryota, Viridiplantae, Streptophyta, Magnoliopsida, Malpighiales, Euphorbiaceae. The record is from RefSeq and is a predicted model, not a curated record. Gene Ontology annotation, molecular function: guanyl-nucleotide exchange factor activity. Bases 398 to 1579 code for a protein of 393 amino acids.